CCUCAGCCUGCAGGAACAGUCCAGCUGCAACUCUCAGAGCGGAGAGGCACGUCCACGCUGAGCUCUGAAUGGACCUUUGACUUCUGUCUGCAUUUCAACAAUCCAGAAUCCAGAACCCAGACCACAUGAAGACCAGGAAGGAAGCCGAGGAGAUGUCGGGGGUCACUGUGACCCCUUUGGCUGAAGACGCUCCAUCCAGCGGGAGGUCCAAGAAUGGAUAUGUUUUCCAAGCGAUGGAUCUGCAGGAUGGAGAACAGGAGGAUUGUGGGAAAGAUUCUCCAAUCACCAACAAGGACCACAUCUAUGACAGCCAGCUCCAGAUCAGUGUCUCCGAUGCUGACGACCCGGGGUUCGGCCUUUUAAACACGACAAGAAAAUAUGUGAAGCCGAUGAACUUCCAGGAGGAGGUGCGUGCCCACAGGGACCUGGACAGCUUCCUGGCCCAGGCGAGCAUCCUUCUGGAUGAGAAAGCUGCCACUCUGGACGAGGUCCUGAGGCGGAUGCUGAGUCGUGUGGCGGAGGACAGCCAUGAGAGUUGUGACGAGGACGAGGUCAUGAACUCUCUGUUCACUGACGCAGGAGGAAAGGAGUGUAACGUUCACCUUCUGUCUGAGACCAUUCAGGGCGUGACUUCCACUUCCACUGGCGUUCGUUAUCAGCAGUCCUGGCUCUGUAUUCUCUCCAAUGUGAGGAGUCUGCAGAGACGUCAUGUCUGCAUCGCCCGUCUGGAGAGGACGCAGAACUGGGGCGUCAACUGCUGUGAGGCUCGCUACGUGAUCCUCAUCUUGGCCCCGCCCAGAACGAAAAGCACCAAGACGGCGAUCGAACUGGGUAGAACGUUUUCCACUAUGUUCUCCGACAUUUCCUUCAGACAGAAGCUUCUGGAAGCAAAGACUCAGGACGAGUUCAAACAGGAGCUGGUGUUCCAGCGACAGCAGCUCUCCACCGCCAACGACAAGCCGGUUGUAGAGGAAGUGGAGGACUCGGAUCCCCGAAGAGGGAAACCAAUUGAGUGCAUAGAGUUCUUUAAGUUUGGUAAAGGGGUUUACAGUGACCUCCGCCGCAGACUGCCCCUCUACCCGUCAGACUUCACAGAUGGUAUAAUGGGGAAGGACCGCUGUCUGCUGAAGUACACCACCACGGCUAUCUUCCUCUACAUCGCCAUCCUGCUGCCCGCCAUCGCCUUUGGCUCGCUGAACGACGAGAGCACGAGAGGAGAGAUCGAUGUUCAGAAGACCAUCGUCGGCCAGAGCAUCGGAGGAGUGAUUUAUUCUUUGUUUGCCGGCUCACCGCUCGUCAUCCCCCUGACCACAGCACCUCUAGCUAUCUUCAUAAGUGUCAUCAGAGGCAUCUGUGACGACUACGACCUCGACUUUGACGCUUUCUACGCCUGCAUCGGUCUGUGGAACAGUCUGUUCCUCAUCCUCGGAGGCCUGUUCAAUGUCAGCCUGCUGAUGAAACUGUUCAAACGCUCAACAGAAGAAGUCAUCGCAUUGUUCAUCUCUGUAGCGUUUGUCGGGGAUGCUGUGAAAGGCACCAUUAAAAUUUUUCAGCACUACUACCACGGACCCGUGCUGACCACCACCAACAGCACGGUGGUGCUCCAGCAGAUCGCUGAGAUCCUGGAGAAGGCAAACAACCAAACUGAGAACAAAAUCAAGCCUCUAAACGAGACGGCGUUGGUGCUGGGACAUUUAGAGAGUCAUGUUAAUGUCUUCCUGCCCGAGACUCUGGUGGUGUGCACCAGAGAAAGACCCGUCCUCUGUCUGCUGCUCAUGUUGGGGACUUUGUGGUUCGGUUACGCCCUCUACAUCAUCAAGAGAAGCCCGUACCUGAACUGCAGAGUCAGAGAGGUUGUGUCUGACUGUGCUCUGCCCAUCUCCGUGGUGAUAUUCUCCUUCAUCGGCUCUUACCUGUUCCUCGACAUUCAGCUUCCUGUGUUCAGUGUCCACGACGGGCCCAUCUUCAACUUCCCUCCCUUCGAGAGGCUGUCUGGCAUGAACACGCUGAGCGCCGUCGGUCUGGGUUUCCUCCUUGCAUUGCUCAUCUUUAUCGACCAGAACAUCGUCAUCUCUCUCACACACGUUCCAGAACACAAGCUGCUCAAAGGAACAGCGUUCCACUGGGACUUAAUGCUGACUGGAUUCAUCAACAUCCUCAUGUCCUGUCUGGGGUUACCAUGGAUGCACGCUGCCUUCCCACAUUCCUCCCUACACGCCCGGCAGCUGGCCAAGGUGGAACAGCACGUCGAGAACGGACACGUCUACACGACGAUCGUCAGCGUGAAGGAGCAGCGUCUGACCUCUCUGGUGGCGAACAUCCUGAUUGGUUUGUCUGCGUUCAUGCUGCCCCUCCCCCUGCAGUGGAUCCCAAAGCCCGUCCUCUACGGCCUCUUCCUUUACAUCGCAGCCACGUCGCUCGAUGGGAACCAGAUGGUGGACCGCAUGGCGCUGCUGCUGAAGGAACAGACCUCGUAUCCUCCCACACACUACAUCCGCCGUGUGCCUCAAAGGAAGGUCCACUACUUCACGGGUCUGCAGAUGAUCCAGCUGAUCGUCCUGUGUGCGUUUGGGAUGUAUCCUCUGCCCUACAUGAAGAUGGUCUUCCCUCUGUUGAUGAUCCUGCUCGUACCUAUCAGGACCAGCCUGCUUCCCAGAAUGAUUGACGCCAAGUACCUCGACAUCAUGGACUCCCAGCACAUGUAGAACAGUGCCCUUUUCUCCAGCUGGAAGGGGAACAGACUCACCACUCAGCGAUUGUGUUACUUUACAAACUAAAGGCAUUUUGGACAGCAAGAAUUCACCGAACUCUGCCCCCUGCUGGUGACUGGACGACUGCCCGCGCAGCUUAUUUACUUUCUCCUCGUUCACCAAACAGGAAGCGUCUUUUUGUUAUUUAACAUUCCUCCAAUGAUCAUGUAGUUUUAUUAUUAAACACACAGAUCUGUGCAGUGUGGUCUUCACGUUGGUUUCAUAAAGCACGCUGAAGCCAGAUGGUCCAGAUGUUUAGAUAAAAAAAACUGCUGCUUGUCUUGUGAGGAGAACGAUAACAUGAUGAUAAUGUAAGUAUGAAGGUGAUUUGUUCUGUUGUGAUUGAAUCAAACUGUUCUUAAAUAAAGCCCUUUAGUGGAACUGAA
Labrus mixtus (cuckoo wrasse) is the source of this 3136-nucleotide messenger RNA. Its product is annotated as solute carrier family 4 member 11-like. The record is from RefSeq and is a predicted model, not a curated record. Gene Ontology annotation, cellular component: basolateral plasma membrane; plasma membrane. Gene Ontology annotation, molecular function: solute:inorganic anion antiporter activity. NCBI's taxonomy places the organism in Eukaryota, Metazoa, Chordata, Actinopteri, Labriformes, Labridae. The transcript has 20 exons. Bases 126 to 2705 code for a protein of 859 amino acids. Gene Ontology annotation, biological process: monoatomic anion transport; monoatomic ion homeostasis; transmembrane transport.